Columba livia (rock pigeon) is the source of this 3020-nucleotide messenger RNA. RefSeq names its product eukaryotic elongation factor 2 lysine methyltransferase (gene EEF2KMT). Bases 152 to 1168 code for a protein of 338 amino acids. The record is from RefSeq and is a predicted model, not a curated record. The transcript is spliced from 8 exons. Lineage: Eukaryota; Metazoa; Chordata; Aves; Columbiformes; Columbidae.
GCCGAGCCCGGGGCUACGUGAGGGGUCCCGAGCGGCGCCCCCUGCGGGCUGGGAGAGCAUCAGCCUCUUAACCGGAGGGUCGGGGGUUCGAGGCCCCGCCCCGGCACGGCGGUCAGGCGAGGCCGGGGACUCGCGGCCUGCGGGGGCCGCCAUGGCCGAGCCGGAGCUGGGGAUCCGCUUCCAGCGCCGCUUCCUGGCGGCCCGGCAGCUCCGCUCCUUCCCCUGGCUGGAACUGGAACAAAACCUACAGACUUCGCUGGAUUCCUCCCUGCUGGUGGAUAUUCUGCACAAGACCAUUCUCCACCCUCUGUGUGUAAAAUAUCCCCCUUCCACCAAGUACAGAAGAUGCUUUCUGACUGAACUCAUCAAAAAGCACGAGUCCACAGCAGCUGAACCACUGGAUGAACUGUAUGAUGCACUGGCAGAUAUUUUAAAUGAAGAAGAAUCUACUCGCUGUUACAAAAGCUACUUACUGCCCACGGGAGGAUGUGUUACCCUGUCCGAGAGCGUGGCAAUUAUCUCUGGUGGAACCACGGGGCUCGUCACGUGGGACGCUGCUCUUCAUCUCGCGGAAUGGGCAAUAGAGAACUCUGCGGUUUUCAGUAACAGGACAGUCUUGGAAUUAGGAAGUGGGAUCGGCUUCACUGGAAUUGCAAUCUGUAAAACCUGCAACCCUAAAACAUACAUAUUUAGUGACCACCACCAUGGCGUUCUCCAACAGCUGGCAGAAAACAUCUGUUUGAAUGGCUUUGUCUUGGAGUCUGAAACUACCCAGCGUAUCCAAACGGAGAACGGAGGCCAGGAGGCAGAAGCAACAAAUUACCAAAACCCAAAACUAGUUGUUGCAGAACUGGACUGGGGCUCAGUUACAGGAAAACAACUGUUGGAUCUUCAGCCUGAUGUCAUAAUUGCAGCAGAUGUGGUAUAUGAUCCAGAGAUAACUUUAGCCCUUAUUGCUGUGCUACAAAACCUCUCCACUUCCAGAGGAGAUAGAAACCCUCCUGAGGUCUACAUCGCUUCCACCAUUCGUAACCCUGACACUUACUGCCUGUUCCAGGCUGAACUUGACAAAGUCGGGAUCAGAUGGCAGAUUAUUCCAGCAGCCAGCAACAGUACUUUUCUCUAUGAUGUGCAGCCAAAUGUAACUAUUCUACAGCUAUUUAUAUAGACUUGAAAACUGUGACAGCAUUAGGAUUUUCAGACCAACAAGGGCUAUCUUGUCCUUGCAAUAAGAUUAUCUUGAAUUUAGGAAUGUACAUAAGAGGCACUGAGGAUACAACUAUAUGCAUGGACGCUUGUCAAAAUGAGUUCUGUUUCUGCUUGUAAUUGUCAGCAGGUAUGCAAGCUGCUGCCCCUGAAAAGUACCUGUGAACCUCAAGCAACAGCAAAAAACCCCCUAACUGUACUGCAUUUUGAUUCCACAGAAGACAACAGAAUGGAACUGUAUUUUGUUUUCAACUUUGCUUUGUAAAUAAGAGGCACAUUUGCAGGAUCACAGGAUGAUUCUCUCUCACUGACAAGGGAGGGAAACAAUGUUUCAUAGUAAUAAAUAUUUUUAACAUUAAAAUUAGCUAUAAUUGUUGUCUACUUUUUUACUUGUCUUUAUAUCCUUGCAUACUUGCAGUACGUGUCAUCUUAGAAAUUAAUAAUAAUACCUAGAGUGACGACAGUAGUAUCACAAGCUUACAUGAUGCUGUAAGAGAAGGUAAUUGGUGCUGCUGUAAACAAAGUGCAUCUUGAUCCUGCAGUGAUGGCAAAAAUCAGAAUUCGAUUUACAUUUCUCACACACGGGCUGUCAUUUUCACCCCUGGCUAUCAGGACACCAUCCUCUCAGACUGGCCAGAAAAGACAGAGAGAAUUGUACUCAGCAAUGCUCUAAGUAUACCGCAAGGAGGAAGGACUUAUCUCACCUGCUCUGAAAUCUUCCAUUAUCCCUUAAUCAUUUUCCUGUUGGACAGUAUUGGUCCUGAAGCAGAAAAAAAAACCUAAAUGUUUCCUCUUUCUCCUCUCUUUACUUCCUUUUCUGUACCUUGUUUUUAAAGCUACUUUAAAGAAAAUGAACAAGUACUUCAGCUUCCUCCUUCUGUAGUAAUAGACGAUAGGUAAUUUUAAGAAUCACCUUGUGCUUCCAGUUGAAGGAGGCCAGUUGGAUAUAUAGAAGUUAACCCCCUAUGCUUUGGUUUAGAAUUUUGGAUCUAACAUUUUUAUUACAGGAAGAUGAAAGCUCUCUAAACCUUUCGGUAUUACCAUUUAGAGAAGUGCCUAAUUCACCUCGCUGUGUGUUAUCAAUGGCUAAAGGGGAAUGGCCAUACCACCAGACAGAAUUUUGCUUGAAAACAGAAAAAAAAUAAAAUCAGCUAAUAAAUCUUCAUGGAUCAUUCUUCAGCCAAGAAGCUAAUGGAAUUGCCAAACCCCUGCAGUAAGGAACCUGCAUCCUUUUCACCUUCACACCAGCGGAACCAAAUCACUCUCAAUCUUUUCUCAAGAGCGUCUAAUGUAACCACGGUGCAGAAAGGAAAGGCGAGAUUAGCAAAGGGCUGUCCAGCUUGACAAAAGCGGAUAUUAAACAAUUACUCAGCAAGGACGUUUAAAAAUGCUGGUGCAGAAACCACCACUGACCUAAGUACUCUGAAGUGGCUCAACACAAGCAGUAACCUCAUGAUAAAACCAACUGCAUUUAUCCCUUAAAUGACUGACAUCUAUUUUACAAAGAAUCUAAAAGGUGAUAAAAAGCAUCUUGUAAGCAGUACGUCUGCAUAUGAAUACUGAUAGCAACAAUAAAAGAUGAAGGGUUUACCUGAAUGAGCACUCAGAAAGUGAAAUGCCCUUUUAUUAAGUUAUACAUACUUUAAUAAUCUCUUUUGGUUUUAUUUUUUUCCUUUUCUAUUCAUCUGUUCAAAAAGAGCUAAAUUUUAGGUUCUUCCUCAAGGUAAAUGGGCACAUUCACCUCAGUGUACAAGGACAACACUCACUGAAAGGUGUAUUUUCCUCCAAGUGUUCAAUAAAGCUGUCACAUACCA